CGAAUUGCAAAUUGUACUCUUCGCAGUGUGUGUGUGUGUGUGUGUGAGAGAGAGAGAGAGAGAGAGAGAGAGAGAGGGAGAGAUGGAGAGGCGCAGCAGCAUAAGCGACGUGGGAGUGGAGGAGAUGGUGAAGGCUGGAUUGACUGUGGAGGAGGCCAAAGAGUUUCAGAGAGCUCUCAAAGACGCAAUUGCUUCUGCCGGCGGCGGCAGCGGAGGAGAUGGGCGGCCGGAGAACAGGGAACUGUGGCGGGAGGUCACCGCUCGAUGGUUGCUGCAGCCGUCGCAUCCCCACGCGCUGCACCAGCUCCUCUACUACUCGGUCUACUCUGACCACGAUGAGUCGGCUCAUGGUCCACCUCCCUACUGGUUCCCUUCGCCAUAUGAUUCUAAACGCACAAACUUGGGCCGCCUAAUGGAGACUCAUGGUCCAAAGCUUUUAGGGGAUUCAUACAAGGAUCCCAUAUCAAGUUUUAAUCUAUUUCAGAAGUUCACUGUUCAGCACCCUGAGGUUUAUUGGUCAAUAUUACUAAAGGAGCUUUCAAUUAAAUUUUGCAAAGCCCCAAAAUGUAUUCUGGAUACUUCUGUGACAUCAAAUCAUGGUGGAACAUGGCUUCCUGGUUCAGUUCUGAAUAUUGCCGAGUGUUGUUUGCAUUCAUCUAGCUAUCCAAGAAAGCAGGAUGAUAGUUUAGCCAUUGUAUGGAGGGAUGAUUGGUGUGAUGAUUCCCCUGUUAAUCAGAUGACGUUGAAGGAGCUCCGAGAAAAAGUAAUGUCAGUGGCAAAUGCUCUGGAUGCUGUAUUCUCAAAGGGAGAUGCAAUUGCAAUCGAUAUGCCAAUGACAGUCUCUGCAGUUAUUAUAUACUUGGGCAUAGUACUAGCAGGAUUUGUUGUUGUCUCAAUAGCUGACAGUUUUGCAGCAAAGGAAAUUGCAACUCGUUUGCGCGUGUCUGGAGCAAAGGCAAUCUUUACACAGGAUUAUAUAUUACGAGGAGGUCGGAAAUUUCCUUUAUACAGUCGAGUAGUAGAAGCUGCUCCAUAUAAAGCUAUUGUAAUACCUGCCUCUGGAAGGGAGUUGGAGAUUCAAUUAAGAAAACAGGAUUUAUCAUGGAAAGAGUUCAUAUCUGUUGCUAAUCACCAAACUAGACCAGAUCACUAUUCCCCAGUCUAUCUACCAAUAGACUCUAUUACUAACAUACUUUUCUCAUCUGGAACCACAGGCGAUCCAAAAGCUAUACCUUGGACCCAACUUUCUCCCAUUCGAUCUGCUGCUGAUUGCUGGGCACACUAUGAUGUUAGAGCUGGGGAUGUUUUAUGCUGGCCUACAAAUUUAGGAUGGGUGAUGGGGCCAUCUAUAAUGUAUUCAUGCUUUCUAACCGGUGCUACUCUAGCUCUCUAUCAUGGAUCGCCUCUUGGCCAUGGUUUUGGAAAAUUUGUUCAGGAUGCAGGCGUGACUGUUUUGGGCACAAUCCCAAGCUUAGUAAAGGUUUGGAAGAGUACACAUUGUAUGGAUUCCCUAGAUUGGACAAAUAUAAGGUUAUUUGGUACUACUGGAGAAGCCUCUAAUGUUGAUGAUGACCUUUGGCUCUCUUCAAGGGCUUACUACAAACCCAUCAUUGAAUGUUGUGGAGGCACUGAGCUUGCAUCAUCCUACAUCGUAGGAAGUCUUCUGCAGCCACAAGCUUUUGGAGCAUUAAGCACUCCAUCAAUGACAACAGGCUUCGCCAUCCUCAACGAAGAUGGAGUUCCAUAUCUGAACGAUCAAGCUUGUGUUGGUGAAGUGGCUUUGUUUCCCCUCAUUAUGGGAGCUUCUGAUAGAUUGCUCAACGCUAAUCAUGAAGCUAUAUACUUUGAUGGAAUGCCCAUACACAAAGGAAUGCAACUAAGGAGACAUGGAGAUAUCAUUAAACGAACUGUUGGAGGCUACUAUUCUGUGCAAGGCCGGGCUGAUGACACCAUGAAUCUUGGUGGCAUAAAGACAAGCUCAAUUGAAAUUGAACGUGUGUGUGACCGAGCCGAUGGAAGUGUCAUGGAAACUGCUGCUGUUAGUGCUGCGCCAAUAAGGGGUGGUCCAGAACAGUUGGCCAUAUUCGUGGUACUAAGGAAAGGAUUUAACGCUGAACCAGAAAAACUAAAGACGAUAUUCUCAAGAACGAUCCAACGCAACCUUAACCCAUUGUUCAAGGUGAGCGUCGUUAAGAUCUUGCCAGAAUUUCCUCGAACAGCUUCCAAUAAAUUACUGAGAAGAGUUCUUAGAGACCAGCUGAAGCAGGAGCUUCAGAUCCGGAGUAAGAUUUAACCCCUACGGGUUUGGGUAUCAUUUGGUGCCUGAGAUAAGGAUCCAUGACAAGUGCUACGUCGUUAAGUUCUUUGAUUUGACGCUUGGUGGCAGUAAAAAGGCAUAAUUAGUGCACGACACUCCUGUUUUUCAAUGGUCUGAUUGCUCUCAUUGAAUGUAAGAGUAAAAUGUAUUCAACUUCACUCUUAGACACAUGUCUAUUGUUGUCAUAAAAAGAUAUGUAUUAGUAA
This is a messenger RNA of Diospyros lotus (date-plum), 2523 nucleotides long. RefSeq names its product probable CoA ligase CCL12. The record is from RefSeq and is a predicted model, not a curated record. Lineage: Eukaryota; Viridiplantae; Streptophyta; Magnoliopsida; Ericales; Ebenaceae. The transcript is spliced from 14 exons. Bases 83 to 2293 code for a protein of 736 amino acids.